Messenger RNA from Maudiozyma barnettii, 1374 nucleotides. It is a transcript of the gene TIM50, whose product is annotated as protein translocase subunit TIM50. Lineage: Eukaryota; Fungi; Ascomycota; Saccharomycetes; Saccharomycetales; Saccharomycetaceae. The transcript has a single exon. Gene Ontology annotation, molecular function: phosphoprotein phosphatase activity. The record is from RefSeq and is a predicted model, not a curated record. Bases 1 to 1374 code for a protein of 457 amino acids.
AUGUUGAGUGUACUUAGAACUGUUAGUAAGAGACCUCUGUGGCAAGCGACUAGGACGAUCUCCACUAGUCAUUUCCUACUUCAGAAACCACCAAAGGAUGGUAAACCACAAUCCAUUCUAACAGAUGAUAUGUUAUCCAAGGCUGGUAUGGAUAUUGAUGAGCCAACCUCUAAGGAUACAUCAGAGGGCGAUGGUGCUGAUAAAGCUGCAAAGGAUGGCAAGACAGGUGGUAAGUCAAAACGUGUAAGACAAACAUCUACCGAAGUCAAGAGAGAAAGAUAUGCUAAUUGGUUUUAUAUUUUCUCGUUCUCAGCUUUAUCUGGUUCUGCUCUAUAUUUAACCAGAGAUUGGGAAGAAAAUGAACCACAAGAGAUGAAGGAUAAAGUUGAAAAUGGAUAUGUACCAAGUUUAAUGUAUCAAAGAUUCAAAUUAAGGUUCAAUUCUAUGUUUACAUAUUUCCAAGAACCACCAUUCCCAGAUCUUUUACCACCAUCUCCUCCACCACCAUAUCAAAGACCCUUAACUUUAGUGUUAAGUCUUGAAGAUUUAUUGGUUCAUUCAGAAUGGUCUCAAAAACAUGGAUGGAGAACUGCAAAGAGACCAGGUGUUGAUUAUUUCCUUGGUUAUUUAUCUCAAUAUUAUGAAAUUGUAUUAUUUUCAUCGAAUUAUAUGAUGUAUUCUGAGAGAAUUAUUGAAAAAUUAGAUCCACUACAUGCAUUCAUUUCUUAUAAUUUAUACAAAGAACAUUGUGUUUAUAAAGAAGGUGAACAUAUUAAGGAUUUAUCUAAAUUGAAUAGAGAUGUUAACAAAGUAAUUAUUAUUGAUACUAAUCCAACCAAUUAUAAAUUACAACCAGAAAAUGCUAUUCCAAUGAAGUCCUGGGAUGGUAAAGCAGAUGAUAAAUUGAUUAGUUUGAUUCCAUUUUUAGAAUAUUUAGCUACGCAACAACCAACUGAUGUUAAACCAAUUUUAAAUAGUUUCAAUGAUAAAUAUGAAUUACCACAAGAAUUUGAAAUUCGUGUUGAAAGAUUAAGAGAAAAAUUUCAAGCUGAGCAAAGUCAAAAAAUUAAUGGUAAUUGGGCAUUAAAAUUAUUAGGUGUUUCGACUUCAAGUAAUGUAACACAAGCUGCAAAUAAAUUCCCAUUGGAUUUAAUUCGUGAAGAAGGGGAAAAGAAUUAUGUUAGAUUUAUGAAGAUGAUUGAAGAAGAAAAACAAAAGAUGAAGAUUCAACAGGAACAAAUGAGCGGUCAAACUUUUACUUUAAAGGAUUAUGUUGAAGGUAAUAUUCCAACACCUGAAGAACAAAUGCAGAAACAAGUUGAAAAACAAAAGGAAAUUGAUGCAAUCUUUGAAGAACAAAAGAAAGAACAAUAA